UGCCGACUGCCCGGAAGGCCCGGCGGGCGACGCGGAAGAGGCGAGAGCGGGGACCCCGGGAUUUCCUGGAGAAAGACUACCUGUCCCCACCUCCCGCAAGACACCCCACCCCUUCCUGGCCUCGACCCUUGGCUUUUCGGUUCUUUCCCCUGGAAGGUCCCUAAGAGGAGUGGCGCGACUACUACCCUCCCUGAGCGCCUUCUCUCUGCCAGGCGCUGUGCUGGGCUCCGGAUUUUGCACGGGAAAGGACCUCGGCCCUGUCGUGAGGCACCUACAGCCUGAGUACCAGAGCAGCUCAUAAGGGCAAAAGUGCUGUUUCUUUAACUUGGAAAGAUAAGAGCUGAACUUGGAAAGAUAACUUGGCUAUGGUUCUACCUUUUUAAGCAAAAGCACUGUCAGUUUGUGUACUGUGAGGGCUUGUGUGUUGCUGUGAUGCUGGAAGCUAUGCCACUGGUAUUCAAAUACCAGCAGGGUCACCCAUGGCGGACAAGUUUCAGCUGAGCUUCCAGUCUAAGACAGACUAGGAAGAAGGACCCCGCAGCCUACUUCUGAAAAGAAUUAGCUAGUGAAAACCUUAUGAAUAGCCGUGGAACACUGUCUGAUGUAGUGCCGGAAGAUGAACCUCUCAACAGUGGGCUCAAGCAUAGCAACAAUUGUGAGGAUGGGGCAGUACCGGGCAGUGUUUCCUUCUGUUGUGCAUAGGGUCGUGAUGAGUCACAACUGACUGUACUGCACCUAACAAUAACAACAACACUGUUGUGAUAGCCCUUGAAAACACAGCAUUUUCAGUGAUAUCAUUCAGAGAAUCCAAGUUGUUAGGAAUCCCAGGGACCCUUGAUCCCUCUCCCACCUGGCUCAUUGCUCACCCACAGAGGUAAAAAGGAAUUCUUCCUCCUAGGAACUGGGGACACCACUCUGUAGAAUGUUCCUGCUGAGGCUGCUGUGCCAAUAGAUCAUGGUGGUUAAGAUCUAGAUCUGUGGAAUUAUACAGGACCUGGCUUAAGCACAAGCUUCAUUACAACCAGCUGUGUUGGCUUUCUAAACCUCACUCUACUCAUAGAAAAUAGGGGUAAUAAUCAUAUCCUCCUUAAACACUUAGGAGAAUUAAGUGAGAGGGCCUAUGAGGACUAGUGCCUGGUCCUUAGCUGUUAUCUGCCAGACACUAAACUCUGUGAGGGCAGGGAUUGGACCUGCUAUAUCCCUGGUCUUUGGCACAUGGUGGUUGUUAUUAUUGUUAGGUGGCGCCGAGUCAGUUCCAACUCAUAGUGACCCUGUGCACAACAGAAUGAAACACUGCCUGGUCCUGCGCCAUCCCCACAAUUGGUGCUAUGCUUGAGCCCGUUGUUGCAGCCACUGUGUCAAUCCAUCUCAUUGAGGGUCUUCCUUUUUUUCUCUGACCCUCUACCAAGCAUGACGUCCUUCUCCAGGGACUCAUCCCUCCUGAUAACAUGUCCAAAGUAUGUGAGACAAAGUCUUACCCUCCUUGCUUCUAAGGAGCAUUCUGGUUGUACUUCUUCCUGGGCACAUGGUCUACAGGUGUGCCUGCAGGUUCAAGCGCUGCCUCUGGCAGUAAUCGAAGACUGCAGCAGACACAAAACCAAGUGGAUGAGGUGGUGGACAUCAUGCGUGUCAACGUGGACAAGGUAUUGGAAAGAGAUCAAAAGCUUUCUGAGCUAGACGAUCGUGCAGACGCGCUGCAGGCAGGAGCAUCCCAGUUUGAAACAAGUGCUGCCAAGUUGAAGAGGAAAUAUUGGUGGAAGAAUUGCAAGGAGUUUCUCAGCACAGGGAUCCCCGAUCCAAAGACAUGCUGGCUCUUCUUCCUUGGUGAUGAUGUGGGCAAUUGGGAUUACCAUUGUGGUUAUCUUCAUCAUCAUCAUCAUCGUGUGGAGUCUUUCUCCAUGAAUAUCCCGUGAAACUCAAGUCUGCUGUCCAAGAAGCCUCUCUAAGACUUUUGACUUACAACCUGCUAUGUUAUCAAGCUUAUCUACUGUUAUUUCUAAAAUGAUUAUUUUUUGGUUAGUUAAUGUAAAGUUUGAUUUCUAUGAAAUGUGCCUCUGUUUUUUUAAUAUGCACUCGAAACUAGAACUGUGGUCGGUCCAGCCCACAUUUUGUACAGUGUCCUUACAAAUUUACAUACGGGCUGAUGAAGAGGACUUCUAAAGUUGCAAAGUGUUAUAAUCUACAAGAAACGUUGUCACUGAUUAAUUCCUGUUGAUUCCAGUUAAGGGAGUGUGUUCCAAGUUAGCUGCCCUCUUCAGAUGAUAUUGUCUUCAGAGCCACAUCUUAAACCUUUGUGUAAUCAGAUUUCCGACUUGUGCCUUCCUGAAAGAACACUACUACCUAGCCUAAAUCUGGGAAAGGAACAGGCCGUGCCUUAUUUUGAUAUUUUUCUGAGUCCCUCUAAAAGAACCCACUACUGUUUAUAAGCAUUACUGGUGUUUUUGUUGAAUUUAAAAUAAGAUGCUGGUAAAGGACUUUUGCUCUUAUAUUAGAUAUGAAGAUGUUUAUCUUAUUAUUCUGUAUGACUUGCUAAAAAAUAGUAUUUUAGUCAGAAAUAAUAACCCCUUUAAAAGCACUGUUUCUACAGAACUAUGGCUAUGACCAAAGUUUCUAUUUUGCCAAAAAGUUAAAUCCCAGUAAAUGUCCUGUAAGUCUGUUCCUGACAGAUAAAUGCAGAAAAGUGCCAAAUGGAACUCAGGGUGCCCUUCAAAAUUAAAACUGUAAUAUUGUGCUGAAGCCUCUACGUCUUGGCAGGCCAUCCUUGCCUUUGAGAUGCUGUAGAUGAUGUGACUGCCCUUCCAAUUCAGCGUUUUCCCAGGAGCUGGAGGAGGUUUGUGCCAGAUUCUGUGCGUCUCAUACCAUAGAUAGGCAGUGUUAUCCAGCAGUUUGCAGAUUAUUGGCUGUGGACUCCAAGAAUUAUGUGAGAAACAACUCUGUAGCUUCAAGUAAGACCCUCUAUGCAUUUGAUCCCUAUCUGGCCCAAUCCUCUUAGACAGUUGCUUUUUGGAGUUUGUUUCCUAUUUUUACUCCAUAUUCCACUUCCCAAAUCAGUCUUCUAAAUUAUGCUUUCAAUUCAGCAUCGGUCGGGAGUGGAUGGUUUUUACAGAGGAUAGCUAACCAGAGACCCUGAUGUGAUAAACUGUUUGCACAGGGUGCUGCUGCUUGGUAAUAGCUGCUGCUAUUUGAGAGCCUUUGUUGUGUACCGUGAGACUUCCAACCUCAGGGCAUGCAGCUUAAAGACCGGAGUGCAGGUAUGAAGGAAAACAGGCAAGGGGGCACAAGGGAGCCACACAGAGGUUCACCACUCUGUGGCCUAUUGUUACUGGAAUGUUCUAAAAUUCUUAUUCAUAAGCUAUUAUGUGACUUAAAAGCAAGAACAGCUGAGGUGUCCCAGGACACUGCUUCCAUUUCUUUAAUACCUGUCCCCUAACAUCACUAAAAUGAUGUAAUGUUGAAGACUUGCCUUACAGUGAGAGCAGGGAGCAGCUGUCAGUGUUGGGACAUUAGCUGUCGUCAGCACAGGGUCUCUGGCCAGGUCUGACUCUGAACUGUGGUGCUCUCUCGGUGGCCUCAAUGUUGAGUCCCAUGUAACCCACUGGCUCCUGCGUUAACCUAGGAUACCUCGCUUGUACCUGUGCACUUAGCUGGGAACUUUCCCGUUAUAAUGGACUGAAUAAAGUGUUUAUAAACAUAAUUCUGCCUCCUGUGUUCCUUGUAGAGGGGUAGUUAGAAUAGCUGCCCCUGGACCAAGUCAUACAAAUGGUGUUCCUUGCUGCUUUCCCCACCUCUCCCUUAUAAACACCCAGAUUACACUGUCUCUUCUCCACUCUCACGAGUCCACUUCCCAGGUGCCAUUUCCUCCUAUCCUGUGUUGUAGGACAAAAUGUCUUCUCUUACUCAAGUGAGUAGAAAUAAACCACUCCCUGGUGAAAAGUGCUUUUCAGGCUACUAGAUGAGUGGGGAUUGGUUUCCACAUGAUUACCAAAAUUUCGAGGAUUUGACUAUUGAAUUACCUAGACAUAUGGUCUUUCAAAAGCGAUGUGCAGUCAGGCCUGUGGAUGGUAGACUAGAUAGCCGCCUGCCUGGGCUGUGGAUGGUGAAUGGCAGCUCCAAAAACAGGUCUCUCAUUUUGAUUCUGUCUUCUUUCCCCUUGAACAUACUUGCAUUCAAUCUGCCACCCCUAGGGAACAACCUGUCAUGGAUUGAAUUAUGUCCCCCCAAAAUGUGUGUACUCGUUUGCCUGGGCCAUGAUUCCCAGUAUUAUGUGGUUAUCCUUCAUUUUGUGAUUGUAAUUUUAUGUUAAAGAGGAUUAGGGUGGGAUUGUAACACCCUCACCAGGACACAUCCCUGAUCCAAUGUAAAGGGAGUUUCCCUGGGGUAUGGCCUGUACCACCUUUUGUCUCCCAAGAGAUAAAAGGAAAGGGAACUAGCAGAGAAUGGGGACCUCAAAUCACCAAGAAAGCAGCUGCAGGGAGCAGAGUGCAUUCUUUGGACCUGAAGUUCCUAUGCUGAGAUGCUCCCAGACCAAGGGAAGACUGGUGACAAGGACCUUCCUCCAGAGCCAACAGAGAAAGCCUCCCCCUGGAGCUGAAGCCCUGAAUUCGAACUUUUAGCCUACUGGACUUUGAGAGAAUAAAC
Loxodonta africana (African savanna elephant) is the source of this 4638-nucleotide messenger RNA. RefSeq names its product vesicle associated membrane protein 3 (gene VAMP3). Gene Ontology annotation, molecular function: syntaxin-1 binding; SNAP receptor activity. Gene Ontology annotation, biological process: vesicle fusion; SNARE complex assembly; vesicle-mediated transport. The record is from RefSeq and is a predicted model, not a curated record. Lineage: Eukaryota; Metazoa; Chordata; Mammalia; Proboscidea; Elephantidae. Gene Ontology annotation, cellular component: plasma membrane; SNARE complex. The coding region runs from base 1623 to 1913 and encodes 96 amino acids. The transcript is spliced from 6 exons.